CUCUUCUCAUCACAGCUUGCUUAUCGUAUACCAUAUACGGCAAAAAUUGAUCAGAGAAGAGAAGACUUCAUUCUCAAAUACAGUUUUGGAGAUUUACCUACAAGCUUCUGGUCAGAUAAUGAUAUGGAGUACCCGACGGACCAAAAAUUGUCUGAAAAAGGUAGAGAUGGCCAUUUAUCGGGUAAAGACACACCGAAGAUGAAAGUGAGGACUAGUUGGGGAAAAUUUAAGGAUUAUUAUGAUAUCAUUGUAAAGAAUAAUCCACGUGCACUUCAGAGUUCAUUUACCUUUAUAUCAUCUUUGGACUGGAUUGCAUCUUCCAACCACUGUGCUUUUUCACGACAGUUAUCGAAUUGGCAAUGCAAGAACCUACUAUGUCCCGAUUCUGUUUCAAGUAACAUUUUAAUGCCCGUACAACCUCUCUGUGGGCACUUAGAAUAAAUCCAACGGCACUGCAUUGCGGAAUGGUCAUCAAGAAAACAUACCAAUAUGUGGCGUCAUCUGUACAAUUGACUAACCAAAUGCCCCCAUCCCUUGGAAAAAUGAGGAGAAGAGGGCAUGUUAUUAUGUGAAUGUGAGUGUCCGGAAAAGUUCGGAGAGGAAUAGGGUGUAUUUAUCAUUUUCGGGUUUUAGAGUUGGAGGACAACUAAGCGGUGAUUCGAUGGACAAAAUGAUAGCCUAAGCUACCCGAAUUUUCUAAAGUAUUGUUUUUCGUAACAGGACUUUGAUUACCAUA
This is a messenger RNA of Papaver somniferum (opium poppy), 736 nucleotides long. RefSeq lists its product as uncharacterized. The record is from RefSeq and is a predicted model, not a curated record. The transcript has 3 exons. Bases 124 to 441 code for a protein of 105 amino acids. NCBI's taxonomy places the organism in Eukaryota, Viridiplantae, Streptophyta, Magnoliopsida, Ranunculales, Papaveraceae.